GCCGGAGCGAUAACUUCCGGCGGAAGAAGCGGCCGCUUGCGGGUCCUCCAGGUGCACCCCGCUGGCGGGCUGCGCCCUGGGAGGGGGUCUAGCAAGUUUGAUGCCCACAGACUGUAAUGAACUGUCAUCAAUAUUUCCAUUCAGCUGAUCUAAGAAGGCCCGCAUUUUUUUCAAUGGAUGAUGGCAUUUGAACAGAUACCCAAAAAGGAUUGGUACAGCAUUCUGGGGGCAGACCCAUCUGCAAGUCUUUCAGACCUAAAACAAAAAUAUCAAAAACUCAUAUUGAUGUAUCAUCCAGAUAAACAAAGCGCAGAUGUGCCAGCAGGAACAGUGGAGGAAUGUAUACAGAAGUUCAUCGAAAUUGAUCAGGCAUGGAAAAUUCUAGGGAAUGAGGAGACAAAAAAAGAGUAUGACCUGCAGCGGCAUGAAGAUGAUCUGAGAAAUAUGGGACCAGUAGAUGCUCAAGUGUAUCUUGAAGAAAUGUCUUGGAAUGAAGAUGAUCACUCUUUCUCUCUGAGUUGCCGAUGUGGUGGAACAUAUAGUAUUUCCAAGGAUGAAGCAGAAGUUGCUACCCUGAUUUCCUGUGAUACAUGUUCACUUAAAAUAGAAUUACUUCAUUAUAGCUAAAAUUGUUUACUAAUUGGAACCUUUUAAAAAUAAUUCAGACAUGGUGUGAGUCCAAUUCAACUUUGUCUAUUCAGGCAAAUUAUUAAGGUAGGGGGGAGUGGUGGGGAUGUGGUAGGACUCCUCCUUAUCAGCUAUUUACAGAGAAAAAAAAUGGUUGCUAAACAUAGGCCCAUCUCAAAUUAAUAAAAAGUUCAUUAUUUCUAUUUAUUUUUAUAAAUUUCCUUUAAAAAAAACUUGAAUUAAAUAGUUAAAUCCCAGCUAUUUAUUCUUCUCUUUGAUACAAUGUGCUUUUUUAUUAAAUAAAUAAGCAUGUUCUUCUGAGUCAUAUUUAUAUUUUUGUUAAUUUUAUUUGGGGCCACACCCUGAGGGUUUUACUCCAGACUCUGCACACAGGGGUCACCUCUCUCUGGCCAUUCUCAGGGGAUCAGGUAUGUUGCCAAGGAUUAAAAUUAGGUCAGCCACAUGUAAGGUAAAUGCCCUAUCCACUCUAUUAUCUCCUGGUCCCCUUUAUUUUUAAUUACUAAUGUCAUUUUUUUUCCCUAGGUGCUAAGCUACAAGCUUUCUGUACACCUAUCUCUAAUAAAACCAAAUUGUAAUCUUGUGCCUAGUUCUUGCAUAGUAAAGGACACAUAUGGAUAGUCUUGGGACUAUUUCAGUUAAUAAUAAAGAUGACAAAAUGACAAAUAUAGUAAGGAUAAUUUUGGAAUUAGAAGAUGACUCUAAUCCUCACUCUGUAUUUAUGCAUAGGGCUCAUGAAUACUGCCUUCUUCAACUUUUAAUUGAUUUAAGAAAUGACAGUUAAGAAGAUUAAUUUGAAAUAGGCACAUUAUGUUUUGUUUCAGAGUACUGAGAAUAUUAAUGCCUAUAUUCAUAAAGACCUGUUGCAUUCCUUUUAUGAUAAAAUGUACUUUAAUAAUACUAAUUUUAAGACUACAGAUUUUAUUUUUCAUAUAGUAUUUAUGUACAGUAUAAGUCAGAUGUCAAAUAACUUUCCAGGGAUCUUUUGGGGAAUUUCUGAAUUCCUUUACCAGCAAAAUGAGUAAGAUGAGCAUAUGAUUUGUGAUUUAGCAACAUUUUUUCACUGAAUUAUUUGUUGGAUUAGACUUUUAAAAUGUGAUCUGUUUUCCUUUCAGUGUAGUAGUCAGAUUCAAGUACCACUCAGACUUGAGUCUUGCAUAUUCAAGUAGAUUACUCCCAUUUUAUCUAUAAAACUGAAAAUUAAAAAUAUCAGGGAGUCCAUCGAAAUUUUCUCCCUUAAAACAGUUUCAUACUUAUUAAUGUAUAUAACUUGUUUUGGACUGCAUUUUAA
Molecule: messenger RNA, 1936 nt
Organism: Sorex fumeus (smoky shrew)
Lineage: Eukaryota; Metazoa; Chordata; Mammalia; Eulipotyphla; Soricidae
Gene: DNAJC24
Product: DnaJ heat shock protein family (Hsp40) member C24
Exons: 5
Coding region: 178-627 (149 amino acids)
Biological process (GO): positive regulation of ATP-dependent activity
Molecular function (GO): ATPase activator activity; ferrous iron binding
Source: RefSeq, a predicted model, not a curated record